This is a messenger RNA of Aspergillus neoniger CBS 115656, 1654 nucleotides long. Its product is annotated as metalloendopeptidase WSS1. The transcript is spliced from 2 exons. The record is from RefSeq and is a predicted model, not a curated record. The coding region runs from base 283 to 1536 and encodes 417 amino acids. NCBI's taxonomy places the organism in Eukaryota, Fungi, Ascomycota, Eurotiomycetes, Eurotiales, Aspergillaceae.
AUUGUAUUACCCCCUCUAUCGCUUGGGGUCAUGCCUUUUAUUCAUCUCAGCGUGUUACUAUCCGGUUGGGACACGUUUUCCGUUCACUGACGCAGUCCAAGCGUGGAAUAUAUCUGGUGGAGGCGGUAGCAAGCAUCUGCAUUUAGAUCUGUAUCCGCCUCUGUACCUCAAAAAAAGUUACUUUCCCUCAGGGCUCCUCGAUAUCAUAUUUUACCAUCUUUCGCCAUCUUUUUUCUUUUCAUAGCGUGAUCUUGAAGUUGUGUCUCCAGGAUAAUCGCCAUCAUGCGCGAAAUAGACCCACUCAUAUUUGAAUACCAGCAUGAAAAGCAACGACCACGGGAAUCGGAAGCGUUAUUGAUUCUCCGGAAGGUCGCUUCGCUGGUAAAACCCAUCAUGCGACGACGAGACUGGAAAGUCGGCACGCUCUGUGAAUUUUAUCCCCAUCAGCGGAACCUGCUUGGGCUAAAUGUCAAUGCGGGCCAGAAGAUCUGUCUACGGCUGCGGUAUCCUUCUGAUCAGCGCCAGUUCUUACCUAUCGAGCAGGUGGUGGAUACCAUGCUUCAUGAGCUAUGUCAUAUCGUGCAUGGACCGCAUAACCAGCAGUUUCAUGCACUUUGGAACCAGCUACGUGAUGAGCAUGAAGAGCUUGUCAUGAAAGGCUACACAGGAGAAGGGUUCCUUUCUGAAGGGCGACGGUUAGGGGGACGGAAAAUGCCCGUCGAUGAGGCACGCCGGGUAGCCAGAGCAGCUGCGGAACAGAGACGGUCUCUAUCUGCUGGAUCUGGACGACGACUUGGGGGUGCACCUGUUCUGCGCGGGACUGACAUGCGUCGAGUCAUUGCGGAUGCUGCGCAGAGACGCAUAGAAGUGACGAAUGGUUGUGCCUCAGGCGCUGACAACAGUGCCGAACUUGCAGAGGAAGCCUCUAGGAAUGGCUUCCGAACUAAGGCGGAGGAAGACGAUGCUAAUGAGCGAGCUAUCAUGGAAGCGUAUAUUGAUCUGAUUGAACAGGGAGAGCGUGAGAGAUAUGGCCCCUCUUACAUUCCGCCGAGUCAUGAUAAUCCCGCUGGUCCGCGGACAACGCUCUCUCCGCCCCCUGUUCCGGAGAACAGCAGGCCGAGAGGGCCCUCGCAGCCUGCAGAGACUAUUGACCUUGUCUCAGAUGAUAAUCUGUACGAUAAGCCGUGGUCAUGUCCGACGUGCACGCUCGAAAAUCCAGCGAACUUUCUUUGCUGUGAUGCGUGUGCAUCAGAACGUCCGCGACCAACGACCACCAGGUCUGUUUCGGGCCCUCCUACUGCUACGGCCAGCUCGAGUCAGACAAAACCAGCAGUGAAUAAGAACAAGCGGUCGAUGAGUCCGUCGAGCAGGUACACGGGGUUCAAAAACCGGACUCGUGCUGUUGAAUCAUUAGCUGCCCUCGAGCGGGACGCCAACAAGCGUCCUCUCGGAUGGUUAUGUGAUAGAUGUGGAGCAUUCAUGGAAACGGAGUGGUGGACGUGUUCAAAUUGCGGCUUGAUGAAGCGUGCAUCUUGAUUGACAUAGCAUUUUGAGCAUGGGUGUUUGGCGCAAAGAAGGUGUUUCCAUUGUUUUGAUAUCCGCAAAUUCCCAUGAAUUAUGACCUUUUACGAGGUAUGAUUGUCAUAGUAUAAAG